Bipolaris maydis ATCC 48331 is the source of this 927-nucleotide messenger RNA. RefSeq lists its product as uncharacterized. Gene Ontology annotation, cellular component: fungal-type cell wall. Gene Ontology annotation, molecular function: structural constituent of cell wall. NCBI's taxonomy places the organism in Eukaryota, Fungi, Ascomycota, Dothideomycetes, Pleosporales, Pleosporaceae. Gene Ontology annotation, biological process: fungal-type cell wall organization. The record is from RefSeq and is a predicted model, not a curated record.
AUGAAGUCAUUUAUCGUUGCUGGCCUUGUGGUUGCGGCCACUGCCCUUCCCCAGGCCGCUUCUGGCUCUGAGUGUGCAGCUUCGGUUGAUGGAACAUUCACCAUUACCACCGUCAAGGCCCCCGAGGCAGAGAAGAAGCGUGCCCUCGCCCGCCGCCAGCUUGAUGGUAUCCUCACGAUGACCCUCAAGGAUGGUGUAUUGAAGGACCAGGCCGGUCGUGAAGGAUACAUUGCUUCCAACUACCAAUUCCAGUUCGACGGCCCAGUCCAAGACGGUGCCCUCGAAGUCGACGGCUUUGGCCUCUGCAGCAACAACUCGUUGUCGCUAAAGGGCUCCACGCUCUUCUACCAGUGCCUCUCCGGCGAAUUCUACAACCUCUACAGCCAAUCCAUCGGCGAACAGUGCCUCCCCAUCAACAUCAUGGCCGUCAUGGCCACCGACAACGACGGAGAAAGUGAAACCAAAGACCCCGAAGUCACCCAAAUCUCCGACGGCCAACCCCAAGCCUCGGAGCCAGCAGUAACUCAGAUCUCCGAUGGCCAACCCCAGGCCUCUGCCCCAGGCUCUGCUCCCCCACCACCGCCACCCGUCACUCAGAUUUCCGAUGGCCAGCCUCAAGCUUCCGCCCCAGGAUCUCUUCCACCCCCACCACCCCCAGUUACACAAAUCUCAGACGGCCAACCCCAAGCUUCUGCCCCAGCUUCCGAGUUCCCAACCCCCAUCGUCACCCCAGAGCCCGAGCCCGAACCCGAGACUUCUCUUCCCGCCGUAACCCAGAUCUCGGACGGCCAGCCCCAAAUCACUGCUCCCCCCAGCAACCACAGUGCCACAUACACCACCCCUCCCCUUCCUGACUUCACCGGUGCCGCGGCUACACCGUCGUCGUCGGUGGCUGGCCUAGGUGCGCUUUUGGGUGGUGUUUUCGCC